Salvelinus fontinalis (brook trout) is the source of this 5229-nucleotide messenger RNA. RefSeq names its product zinc finger and BTB domain containing 11 (gene zbtb11). Gene Ontology annotation, molecular function: protein binding; DNA binding. Gene Ontology annotation, biological process: negative regulation of transcription by RNA polymerase II; regulation of cytokine production; regulation of immune system process. The record is from RefSeq and is a predicted model, not a curated record. The transcript is spliced from 12 exons. NCBI's taxonomy places the organism in Eukaryota, Metazoa, Chordata, Actinopteri, Salmoniformes, Salmonidae. The coding region runs from base 212 to 3967 and encodes 1251 amino acids.
CAUCCGGUUGUGCAGCAGCCAUUUUGUCUGUUCAUGCAAGUCCACCCCUCACGGUCAAGAACUGCGUUCCCCCUUCGAAAAUAACCAGAAAUAUUGUUUUUUUUGUAUAUUAUGUGGCACUUAUACGGAUUUAAAAAUUACAAGUUCGAAGAUGCUUUUCUCUUCGAAAUAAAUAGCGUAAUUUUAGUUGUGUGCGCGAAUAAUUAAGGUUAUGUCGUGCGAGGAAAGCUACUUAGCCAUCAGACGCUAUCUGACUGAUGAGCGGGAGCCGUACGCACCAGGGACCCAUGGCAAUACUAAAAGAAAGAUUCGUAAAGCAGCCGCUUGCUAUGUCGUGCGGAAUGGCACACUGUACUACCAGAGAAGACAGAAAGGCCUGGAUGAAUUCACCGAGUUGGAAGUGGUGUUGCAGGCUGGUCGGAGGAAGGAACUUAUCGACGAGUCACACAUUGUCGCCGGAGAAGAGCACCUCAACCAGCAUCACACUUGGGAAUCCAUUUCUCAGAAGUAUUGGUGGAGAGGUAUCCUGAAGCAGGUGAAGGACUACAUGAGGCAGUGUAGCCAGUGCCAGAACAGACAGGACCGGAGAGGGCUAUCGGAGGACCGUAGCGGAUCCAGACUGGUGGGCCGACCGGGGAGACCGAGGAGGGUCACAACCCCAGCCAGUGACGAGGAGGAUGAGGAGGAGGACGACGAGAUGGACUUGGUGACUUCCAUUCAUCACAAGACCAAGAGCCCCAGGACUGUGGCUAAACACGAACUGGUCUUUGUGGACAGUAAGGGCGUGGUGAAGCAGUACCUUCCCAGACACGGUCAGACGAUGCUGGACAAGCUGAACCAGCAGCGCCUCGACAACCAGUUCUGUGACAUCACGCUGCUGAUCGAGGGGGAGGAGCACAGGGCUCACAAGGCCGUGCUGGCCGCCUGCAGCGACUACUUUAAUGAGCUGUUUAUAGAGAAGGGAGCCGUGUCCAGUCAUGAAGCGGUGGUCGACCUCUCAGGUUUCAGCAAGGUCAGUUUCCUCCCCCUGCUAGAGUUUGCGUACACCUCCAACCUCUGCUUCAACUUCUGUGUGAUGGCCGACGUUGCCACGCUGGCCCGACACCUUCUGAUGGCCGAGGUCCUUCAGAUCUGUGAGUCCGUCCACAAGAAGGUAGAGGAGCAGAAGAUGAUGGUCUACCAGCAAGGAGACAUCCACACGGUGGUGUCCAGCCAGCCUGCACCCCAACAGGCCCCGAAUGAAGAACCCGGGGCCUACAUUAUGACCAUCGGGAGCGACGGCCAUGCCGUGGUGUCCAGCCAGCCUGCACCCCAACAGGCCCCGAAUGAAGACCCCGGGGCCUACAUUAUGACCAUCGGGAACGACGGCCAUGCCGUGGUGACUCAUACUGGGCUCGCUGGAGCAGGGGAUGACCUGGACUCCUUGGCCCACACAGCAGAGGCCUUCAGAGGGGAUCUGACAUCUGUAGUCACCCAGGCUCUGGGAGGUGAACCAGAGGAGACUAUGACCGUGGUUGGGGAGGCUGGGUCAGAGACGGUGACUCUAGUCACCCACAGCGGCCAGGCCCGGGUAGGCGAGUCCGUCACCCUCAUCUCCCCUACUGGAGAGGCAGAGACCAUGACAGUGGUCACCCACAGCGGCCAGGCCCGGGUAGGCGAGUCUGUCACCCUCUUCUCCCCUACUGGAGAGGCAGAGACCAUGACAGUGGUGACCCACAGCGGCCAGGCCGGAGCCAGUGAGUCCCUGGCCGUGGUGUCAGCCUGUCUGGCCCUGGAGCAGCAGCAGCAUGAUGAAGGGGACGAGGGGGAUGGGGACUCCCUCUCCAUGGAACCAGGGGCCUUCCUCAUCAGCGUGGACCCAGGGAAGGUGGCUCCUACUGAGGUGGUCCGUCUGGCUGUAGCGCCACCUGUAGUCCAGGAGGACCCAACGCCCCAGGAGGAGGAGACGUCAGCGCACCAGGCGGUGGAUUCAGCACCCCAGGUCGAACCACAGCCUCCCGCUGCUCCCCAACCCCCUAAGAGGAAGAGAGGACGUCCUGCCAAGGUGAAGCAGGAGGUGAUCGAGGAGCCAGAGUCUCCUGUCGAGGAGGAGGUGGUGCCAGAGCCGGUCUCUACUCCUGCAGAGGAGGUUCAGAGGACCCAUGACCCCUAUAAGAGACGACUACGACAGCGCUCCAUGGGGGAGGGGGGGUACGUCAGGCUACACAUGGGGCUGGAGGAGGACAGAGAGGACAAGAAGGGAGCCCAGACCCCACAGCGUCCCAGCACCCCCAAGAAGAGGGGUCGACCCGCCAAGAGACUAGUUGAAGAGAUGGAAGCUGCGGUGGCUGGGAUGGAGAAUGUUGUCCAGACAGAGACUGAGGGCGUCCUAUCACCAGACGGCAUUGUAGACGGAGCACCUAUCACAGAGCAGCCUGUGGGGGAGGGGCCAGAGCCGGGUCAAGGCCCCGCCCAGCCAGAUGGAGGGAGUGAGGUGGAGGGAGAACACACCUGUUCAGAGUGCGGCCUGUCGUUUCACCGACGCUACGCUCUCAUCAUGCACACACUCAAACACGAGAAGACCAGAGGAUACAAGUGUACUUUAUGUAACAAGGAGUUUCAGUACGCGGCCUCUCUGAGGGCCCAUCUGGCCCGACACAAGCACCAGAAGAGUCAGAGGCCCAACCUGGUCAGGGUCCCCCAGCCCCACGGUGAAGAGGGCCUCGAGGGGGACGUCAGGGCCAAGGGACGCACCAAGAGAGAGUUUGUCUGUGACAUCUGUGGAAAGACUCUUCCUAAGCUGUAUUCUCUGAGGAUCCACAUGCUGAACCACACGGGGGUGCGGCCCCACUCCUGCAAGGUCUGUGGGAAGACGUUUGCUCAUAAACACAGCCUGAAGAUGCACAGAGCUCUGCACGACGCUGCUAAACAGUUCCACUGUCUGCUCUGUGACAAGUCCUUCGUUAGUAAGAGAAGUCUGGAGGAACACACCAGUAUUCACACAGGUGAAUCUAAGUAUCUCUGUACCCAGUGUGGGAGGUCGUUCCACCGAGCGUCCGGUCUGAGUAAACACUUAAAGAGACACCAGCCCAGACCGGACGUACGAGGGUUCCCCUGUAGUCACUGUGAUAAGAGUUUCUUUGAGGCCAAAGACCUGCAGCAGCACAUGAACAAACACCUGGGACUCAAACCCUUCCAGUGUCAGGUAUGUGGGAAGUGUUACAGCUGGAAGAAGGACUGGUAUUCCCAUGUGAAGUCCCACAGUGUGGCAGAGCCUUACAAGUGUAAUGUCUGUGGUAAGGAGUUCUUUGAGAAGGCUCUGUUCAGGAGACACGUGAAGAAGGCCACGCACGGAAAGAAGGGCCGAGUGAAACAGAACCUGGAGAGAGAGUGUGAACACUGUGGCAGGAAGUUCACCCAGCUCAGAGAGUACAGACGACACAUGAACAACCACCAGGGAGUCAAACCCUUCGAGUGCCUGACGUGCGGCGUAGCCUGGGCCGACGCCCGCUCUCUGAAGAGACACGUACGUACCCACACUGGUGAGCGCCCUUACGUGUGCCCCGAGUGCCAGGAGGCCCACAUCGAUGCCCGCUCCCUACGGAAGCACAUGACCAAGUACCACGGCGACCUCCUGCCGGGGAAGAUCAUGCUGGAGAAAGAUACUCUACAGUUUCACAAUCAGGGUACUCAGGUCGAACACGCCGUCUCCAUCCUGGCGUCCGAUCUCCCCCCCGAGCUCCGGCCCGUCCAGCCGCCGCCGGCCGAGGAGAUCGAGACGGUGCUGAUCACGGAGGAGACUGUGGAGGCGGUAGAAGCGGUUCAGGCCGUUCAGGGCGACGGGGUCGCGACCUUGUCGGACCAGAGCAUAAUGCAGGUGGUGAACUAUGUGUUGUCUCAGCAGAGUGUACUGCCUGGGGGGGUGAAGAUGGAGGAGCAGGAGGUUAUACAGACCAUGGAGGUGGUACACAUGGCAGAGGUGGAGUGAUGUGACAGACCAGGCGGAGUGAUGUGACAGACCAGGCGGAGUGACGUGACAGACCAGGCGGAGUGACGUGACAGACCAGGCGGCGGGACGUGACAGACCAGGCGGCGGGACGUGACAGACCAGGCGGCGGGACGUGACAGACCAGGCGGCGGGACGUGACAGACCAGGCGGCGGGACGUGACAGACCAGGCGGCGGGACGUGACAGACCAGGCGGCGGGACGUGACAGACCAGGCGGCGGGACGUGACAGACCAGGCGGCGGGACGUGACAGACCAGGCGGCGGGACGUGACAGACCAGGCGGCGGGACGUGACAGACCAGGCGGCGGGACGUGACAGACCAGGCGGCGGGACGUGACAGACCAGGCGGCGGGACGUGACAGACCAGGCGGCGGGACGUGACAGACCAGGCGGAGUGACGUGACAGACCAGGCGGCGGGACGUGACAGACCAGGCGGCGGGACGUGACAGACCAGGCGGCGGGACGUGACAGACCAGGCGGCGGGACGUGACAGACCAGGCGGCGGGACGUGACAGACCAGGCGGCGUGACGUGACAGACCAGGCGGCGGGACGUGACAGACCAGGCGGCGGGACGUGACAGACCAGGCGGCGUGACGUGACAGACCAGGCGGCGUGACGUGACAGACCAGGCGGCGUGACGUGACAGACCAGGCGGCGGGACGUGACAGACCAGGCGGCGUGACGUGACAGACCAGGCGGCGUGACGUGACAGACCACCUAGUGGACAGGAAGAAUGACUCGCAUAGUCACUAGUAUCCCUAACACUGAACCAGGUGGAAAGCCGAAGUGACUCUAGUAUCCCUAACCUAUCAGAACCCAGGUGGACAGGUUGAGUGACAGGUAGACUGAACACAGGCCUAUUCCACUCUGUCCUGAGGUGGAGGAACAGGGAAUCUGUCAGAGACCUGGGUGGUGUUCAGUAGGGACACACUGUAGCAAAGCAUUCUGCAAUGCAAAACAAUGUGUUCUUAUUAGACAAAUUCAGGUACUGUUCCCUUGUUUUUCCCCAAUUGAACAGACCCCUCUGUCUACAGUGGGACAGAAGGUACAACGUUGACAAUUUUUUUUACUGAAUAUAUAUAUAUAUAUACAUUGAACGAACUGAAUUGAUUUAAAGCUCAAUCCAAUCUUGUGUGUAAAUAGUGGCAGUCAUUAAAAAUAUUCUGUAUUAAUCUGGAUCAAUUUGCUGUAUUCAUGAAUCUCAGAUGUUUUAUUAAAUUAUAAAAGAAUCCAGACUUUA